Molecule: messenger RNA, 2187 nt
Organism: Penicillium canariense
Lineage: Eukaryota; Fungi; Ascomycota; Eurotiomycetes; Eurotiales; Aspergillaceae
Exons: 2
Coding region: 1-2187 (728 amino acids)
Source: RefSeq, a predicted model, not a curated record
AUGGGUUUCUCGAGUCACCUCCGCAGCCUCUCGCCUGGAGGUGGUCGUCACCACGUGGCUGGCCCACGGGCAUCGACCGGCAUGGUCCAGCUGGGUUCCUCUUUGGAUCCCUACGAGGUGCCCCGAAGCCGUCACGACUAUGAGGACUACUACUAUCCAUCGGAUGUGGGACAUGGUGGCACUUACCGCCACCACCCUCGACACCGAUCCACAAUCGAUGUUCAGCCGAUGUCUUCUCAGAAAUACCGCCAACCUGGCCAGUCAACAAAGAAGCGGACCGAGUAUGCUAUCCAGCCUCAAACCAGGCACCGGAGCCACACUGCAUCUGCAACAGAUCUCUAUGAUACCCGCAUAGCCGUUCCGUCAUCUUCAUCGUCACACCUCCGCCCGACGGUCAACUCAGGACGUGGUCACCGUUCCCCAAGCCCUCUCACCCCCGACACUUCGCGCUAUGUGAUACCCGCAUCCUCCGCCCGUCAUGGCGGAGGGCACCGCCGAGUGGUUAGCACCGACUACGCAAGUGACACCGGCCGCCUGGAAAUGCACGACAGUGUGAGGUACCGGCCGGGGAUUCACCAUGGUGCGCACCGUGUCCAGCAACCGGCAGGCCGGCGGCGAUAUCCACCCUAUGAUGGGCCCAAGAAGGGCUACAACAUUGACAAUCAUGAUGCUUACUCCUAUACUGGCCCCGGCGAAGAAGCUCGAAGGGACUUGUCCGGGGAAUAUCCUCUCCGGCGGCACCAUCCCCCGGGGCGAGCGUCCAUUGACCGUCCUAUGAGUAUGAACAUUGCGGAAGAUCACCCACAGUGGUUGAUCCGCAGCAAGGAUCACCGGCACCAUGGGCCCCCGCCAACCUCCCGGGGUCUGGAACGGAUGGACCGCGAAGGCCGGCCUCGAAGUUCUGCUCGAGGCUUUGAUGAGCACCGGGAAACGUCCCGGACGAGAGCACCAGUUGGUCACGAUCGUGCACUGGUGGUGUUGCCCCACGAGUCCGACGAUGGAUACGAUUCAUAUAGUGACAGCCAUCACCGCAGGCACCGUCACCACAGGUCCCGUCCAGAGGAGGGCCGGCGACAUGUGGACGAUCGAUCUCCACGCCCGCACAACGGAGGCAGUGACCGGGCUUUGGCUGUUGCAGGACUCGGCACAGCUGCACUGGCUAACGGCUACUCGGAUGCUUCAGACUACGACCACCGACCUGGCAGACGACGUCACCGACGCCGCGAGGCCGAACGCGACUACGACUCCGCGCAGCCCUCCACUAGGGAGUUUGCGGACAGUGGGCCAUCCAACCCGGAGCGAAGCAAGCAGCUAUAUAUGGGACCCAGCGAUGCUCACCAUCGCGACAGCCGAUCUCGAAGGCAAUCGCGUCGACGCUCAGGCAGCGAUACUGAAGUCUAUACAGACGAUGAAGACCUCCACAAGUACCGACAUGAGCCUUCGGCAGCACCGUAUCGCAGCCGGCACAGUAGCACCGACACCAGUAGCGCUGAUGACCGUUCUGCCGGACGUCGCCCUCGAGAUCAGUCGCACCAUCGUUCUCGCUCACAGCGCGUGGCGGAGGAUGGCCGCUCCAAUGAAACGCGAAGCCUCACUGCCACUGAUCACAUAGAUGAUGUGCGGAAGCCCAUCGCUGUUGAGCCGCCUGUCACCAAAGAGCCUGAGCAGCCUGCCCCGAAGGGCAUCCUCAAACCCCCCAAGAAGGCUUUCCCCGAGGAACCAAAUCCGAUCAGGGAGGGCGUGGCUCCGCUGAAGGAUGCCAACAAGAACGGGAUUCCACCCACCGCACGCUGGACCAAGAUUGACCGCCGGUUGGUCAACCCCGCCGCUUUGGAGGCAGGCAACGAGCGAUAUGAGGAGCGAUCGGAGUUUGUGAUUGUGCUGCGGGUUUUGACGAAGGAGGAGAUCCAGGCAUAUGCGCUGAAGACGCAGGAAAUUCGAGAUGCCCGUCGCGAGGAGUAUGUGCGUGACAAGCGCCACCGUAUAGAAGAGAACCAUCGCCAUGGCCGGCGCGAGGAGUCCUCCAGCGACGACGAGGACGAGGGCUCUGACGAGCAACUGAAGAUCGAAGCACCGCCUGUCCCAGAGCCAAAUUCGUCUCUGCCCAUGCGGUCCCGUCCAGCGAGCCACUCGCCGCCGCAACCCGAGCGCCCAAAGAUGAUGAGCCCAUCUGCUGCGCCGGCGUAG